Messenger RNA from Drosophila eugracilis, 881 nucleotides. Its product is annotated as protein THEM6. Bases 194 to 775 code for a protein of 193 amino acids. Lineage: Eukaryota; Metazoa; Arthropoda; Insecta; Diptera; Drosophilidae. The record is from RefSeq and is a predicted model, not a curated record. The transcript is spliced from 2 exons.
CCUACACUCUGCAAUCUUCGGUAUUCAGUCGUCUGUGGCCUUGCCUCGCCAACGGUUGUGUUGUUGGCUACCGCUCUGUCCGAUUUUACUGCCAUUACCGCUCUGCCCGCUUGUCACGCUCUACGUUGCUAGUGAGUUUAGCUGAGCUGAACGACCGACUGCAAAUUGUGAAUAUAUACAUUUAGAUACCACGAUGUCUUGGCUGGUGCUGCUGCUAAUCUUGUACGUGAUCUGGGAUGUAAACUACUUUAUCCGCUGUGUGUUCACAGUGUUCGCUGGUCGGCUGUUUCAGCGUAAGCGCAAGGUCACGGACACCACAACGAUCUAUGGGUUAUGCACCUCGCAGGAUGUGGACAUCUUUAUCCGACACAUGAAUAAUGCCCGUUAUCUGCGUGAAUUGGACUUUGCCCGUUUUCAUUUCUACGCCCUCACCGGGCUUUAUGAACGGAUUCGUGACCGACGUGGUGGGGCUGUCCAGGGUGCCAGUAGUGUCCGAUACCGCCGCACCAUCCCCAUCUUCCAUCCGUACAAGAUCCAGACCAAAUUGAUCUGGUGGGACGACAAGGCCAUCUACCUGGAGCAGCAAUUCAUCACCCUUUCAGACGGCUUUGUGCGAGCGGUGGCCAUGUCCAAGCAGAACAUCACCAACUGUAAUGUGCUGGAGGUCCUCAAGACCUACCCGGAAACUGCCCAGCGACCAGAAAAACCAGAGGAACUCAAGCUCUGGCUGGAUGCCAUAGAAUUGUCCAGUCAGAAGCUGCGAAAGGACAAGUGAAGUUAACUCAGCUGAAGCACAAAUCUUGCCUCAUUUCCUUAGUAAAGUAAUUUUUUUUUUAGUGGAAUGGCUAAAGCUUUUUAAAUAUAGUUUUUUAUAAACAACA